Chironomus riparius is the source of this 809-nucleotide messenger RNA. The record is from the annotation of a GenBank genome assembly. Lineage: Eukaryota; Metazoa; Arthropoda; Insecta; Diptera; Chironomidae.
UUACUAGAAGACUGAAUGAAUUGUCAGACCUGACAACAGAAGAACGAAAUUAUCGCUUAAUAAUGAUGAAUAAGAAUGCAAGAAAUAACAAUUUUGAAGACUAUCCAGACCUUCCAGAUGCAAGAGAAUCUGUAGAUUACAGAAAAGAAGGUUUAGUGACCAAAGUUGGCUUGCAAAUUAAUUGCAACAGCUGUUAUGCUUGGUCAAGUGCUGCAGUCUUGGAAGGACAGUUGAGGAAAUGUGGAAUAUCAAGAAAAUCUGUGUCUGUUCAGUCAGAAGUUGAUUGUACGACUGCGUCAAGUUGGCAUUGUAAAAGUGGAUAUCCUUAUUCUGUUUUUAGGUGGCAGAUGAAAGGUGGAAUCCUUCCAGCUAGCAAGUAUCCUUAUGAAGACAAGGAUGGCAUUUGUGCUUAUAGUAGAAAUGAUGUACUUGCUUAUGUCGAUGUUCCCUAUGAUUACGACUUUUAUAAUGUUCAUGGUGGUCAUGAGUAUAUGAAGAAACUUGUCUCACAUUAUGGUCCAAUUGCAUCAGGAAUCUGUUCUAGUAAAUCAUUUGAAGAUUAUUCAUCAGGUGUCUAUGAUGUCGACAAAUGCUGUAAAAAAUCAAAUCAUGCUAUUGCUAUUGUUGGAUAUGGAACUGAUCCGAAAAAUGGUGAUUACUGGUUAGUUAAGAACAGCUGGGGACCAACAUGGGGUGACAAUGGCUUCGGAAAGAUCGCAAGAGGCAAAAACACGUGUGAAUUUGAAACUGAAGUUUAUUUUGCACAAGUUCGAGAUGUCAAUGGGAAAGUUUGCAGAGUUUUUUCAUAA